This is a messenger RNA of Momordica charantia (bitter melon), 1725 nucleotides long. RefSeq names its product heat shock factor protein HSF30. NCBI's taxonomy places the organism in Eukaryota, Viridiplantae, Streptophyta, Magnoliopsida, Cucurbitales, Cucurbitaceae. The record is from RefSeq and is a predicted model, not a curated record. Gene Ontology annotation, molecular function: DNA-binding transcription factor activity; RNA polymerase II cis-regulatory region sequence-specific DNA binding. Gene Ontology annotation, cellular component: nucleus. Gene Ontology annotation, biological process: cellular response to heat; regulation of transcription by RNA polymerase II.
CCCUCCAUUACCAUUACAAUACAAUCAAACUCUAAAACUCUCUCGUUCUUCGAAUAAUCUCACUCAUCAAGCUUCCAUUAAUCUUACAAUUACAAAUUCCCGAUCAAAACAAUGGACAAACUGAAAGUUAAAGUGGAGGAGCCGAUGGCCGCCGGCACGGCGGCGGGCGCGUCGUCUUCUUCUUCUUCAUCGUCUUCGAGCAUCACGCCGCAGCCGAUCGACGGUCUCCACGAUGUCGGUCCGCCUCCAUUUUUGACGAAGACCUUUGAAAUGGUGGAAGAUCCAUUUACGGACUCCAUUGUUUCGUGGAGUAAAGCUCGCAACAGCUUCAUCGUUUGGGAUUCUCACAAAUUCUCAAGUACCUUGCUUCCUCGAUACUUUAAACACCGUAAUUUCUCCAGCUUCGUUCGUCAGCUCAAUACUUAUGGUUUCCGGAAAGUUGAUCCUGAUCGUUGGGAGUUUGCGAAUGAGGGAUUUCUCGGAGGACAGCGGAAUCUGUUGAAAACUAUAAAGAGGAGGAGGCAUGCAUCCCAGAGCUUUCACCACCAAGGGGGAACUUGCGUGGAGCUGGGGCAAUUUGGACUCAAAGGCGAACUCGAAAGGUUGAGAAGGGACAGAAGCUCGUUAAUGGCGGAAUUAGUGAGAUUGAGGCAGCAGCACCAAAGUUCAAGAGAGCAAGUAACGGCCAUGGAGGAUAGGCUACAGAAUGCAGAGAGAAAGCAGAAGCAGAUCAUGACAUUCCUCAGCAAAGCCCUAAAGAAUCCUUCCUUCAUUCAGAAAUUUAUCCAUAGUAAUCAAAGAAGAGAGCUGAGAGGCAUCGAAAUCGGACGAAAGCGAAGACUAACUGCCAGCCCAAGUGUAGAGAAUCUCCAGGAAGAAAAUGUACUAGUUGCUGUAAGACAAGAAGAAGUAGAAACUUUGGAGCCAGAUAUAGAGACGCUGUUAACGGUCAACUUAGAAGACGAGUCAAGCAGUGAGGUCAAGGACCCAGUUUCUGAUGGCAUUCCCAUGGCAGCCAUGGAUUUGGGUCACUAUGCUCCUGAGGAAUUAUGGGAUGAACUUUGGACCGAAGAUCUUGUGGCUGGAUAUCCAGAGGAGGAAGCCAUAAUCGUUGGUGAUCAAUCAGAAGCUGAUGUGGAAGUGGAGGAUCUGAUAGCUGAACCCCCUGAUUGGACUGAGGACUUGCAGGAACUCGUGGAUCAAAUGGGUUUUCUCAGGUCGACACCAUAGAUACAGCAACUCAGAGAGUGAAAUCAAUCAUUUGCUCCUCGUCCUGUGGAAUGUUUUAGCAGAUUGUAUGGAAGGAAUGGUGGAGGUUGCAGAGGAGCCCCACAUUGUUCCCGUUUCGCCUAUAUCCUUUAAAGUUCAUUGGUUUUUUAAUAUGUACUUCAAUAUUAUUGGUUGAGUUAAAUUGGUUUAUUGGUUACUUCUUUUCCUCCAUGGUUUUAUUUGCAGGCCUAUGCAGAAAAGGAAGCGUGCGAGAGAAGAUUCAGUCAUUCACUGAUGUAUUAACCAUUGAGUCAGAGUAAUUUGCACAUUCUUUAACUGAGAAUGAAUACUUGCCAUUCUUGUGAAGAAAACUAGAACCAAUUUCAUGUCUCAAGUUCAGUGAGGACCACAGGUAGAAAGGACAAGGGGUGAGUUAAAUUUACAUGUAAAUGCGACCCAAAUCAGAGUGUUAGGGGCCCCAGAGGGCAGGAGUCUAAACCCUUCUAUAUAGCAGCU